Cataglyphis hispanica is the source of this 5811-nucleotide messenger RNA. RefSeq lists its product as uncharacterized. NCBI's taxonomy places the organism in Eukaryota, Metazoa, Arthropoda, Insecta, Hymenoptera, Formicidae. The record is from RefSeq and is a predicted model, not a curated record. The transcript is spliced from 10 exons. The coding region runs from base 1031 to 5128 and encodes 1365 amino acids.
AGUGAAGCUUCCGUUCGUGCACGGGCACGUACGCACAUACGCAGCGCGUCGUCGUGUGUAUUUGGAAAUGGUGCCGCUCAGCCGGGCUUUCCAUCGUCAAGAGGAAACGCCGAUAAGUGCGACGGCGACACUCGAGGAGCCACGACUACCGAUCGUAGAAAAUCCAUACUAUACUUAAGAACCGAACGAUCUGUCGACGUGUGAGAAGACAGAGAGAGGGAGAAGAAGGAAAAAACGCGCCGAUAAAUGUGCGUCGAUCGUUCGAAUUUGACAUGUGACCGCCAAGUCGCGUUUACGUAAGUUGUCCCCCAACAGACGCUCACGCGGUCGCUUCGCAUAUUCACGAAGGAACAUUAAUUUCCAUAGUUCGUAAAGCGUCAGUAAAGUGUAUCUUGCGCACGACACUCUGAAGGUGACGAAGAAUACUGAACAUUAUGCUUGACUCUGGCAAUUCGUCGUCUGUGCGAUCGACGACUGUGUGACAGACAGCUGUGUGUGCAGCCGAGCAGUUGACAGCCCAGUCGAGGCUAACCUCAAAAUUGCGCGACCGAAUCGCGCCGAGAUCAUUAUCGUCAAGUACCGUCGAGUAUCCGUUGACAAGACACUGUAAUAAGUCUCAAAGGCGGCGGCUGAAUAAGCAGAAAAAUCUGCGAAUAACGUGACUUUGCGAGGAACUUCAUGAUUAAUUGUUAACGGUGAAGAACGAGAUCAUUUUCCUCAAUUUCUUGGCUUGAAAUCGUGCGAGAAUCUUGCUUAAAAAUUCCGCAUCGAGUUGCACCGAUACAAAAAAGAGAAGAUCGAGAAUUAAUUGAAAUUUAACAUCCUAUAAACAUUGGUGCAACUGAUUUGGAUUCUUCAUCUAAGUAUGUCGUCGCGCUCAUCCGAUUGAGAGUGACCAGUGCAGCGUCUUAAAUGCGGCACGGAACGUCGACAAUCUCGGUCCUUUUGAGACUGGAUAGCCUUUGAGAGAUAGAGAGAAAGAAGGGACGAGAGAGAAAGAAAAAAAAAAAGAGAUGACGAAGAAGGAGCCAUGAGCACGGCGGAUACCGCGCUGUCAAUUUCGAUCAACAUGGCCCCAGGGCCGGAACAUCGCCAGGAACCGGUAGCUCCUGACAAAAUCGCCGAGGGCGAUCGUGCCGCAGCCACUGCCGCCGAUGUCGACGUGGAGAACGUCGAUACUACGACAACUGGUAGCAACAAUAACAUCAACAGCAACGACUCCAUCGCCGCUGUCGUAGAACAAAGUUCAAACAUCGAAACAAUCGCUCCAGCUACUAAUUUUGCCGCUGGCGCCGAUUCGGUCAACCAAAGCUCACCGUCGAAUAGCGGCGUCGAUAGCAAACAGGAAGAACCAGCAACUUUGUCCGAAUUAAACGAUAGCGAAUUACGUGCUUUACUGGAUGAAGCUAUAACAUACAAGUGUCCAAAAGAUCGAGAAGGAAAAUCUCAUCUUUUUAAGGAACUUUUACAAGAAGCAGAAGCAGAUGAGACUGAAGAAGGACAUAGAGUAAUAUGUAAUUCGCGUUGUCUCCCUGGUUCAAAUCGAAGAAGACAUAAACGGGAUUCUGUAUCUGAGCGUUUGACACAUGGUGGAUCAUUGCAAAAUUUAGCACAUCCCAUUGCUUCAGAAUUUGAUAGUAAUUUUGCUUAUCCAACAUCCAGUUCAUGUCAUACUUAUGGAAGCAGUAGGAAAAAGAACAAGAAAUAUAUAGGACCUAGUGUUUCUGCUAGACAGAGAGAAGGUGGAUCAUUACCAUCAGAUGUAGAUGCAUCGCAUAGCCUUGCUUCUUUGGCUAAUCUAGAUCUAUCAUUUGAUAAAAAGAAGAAUUUCUGUGUGGAGCGGUCAGCAUAUGAUUGGACCAAUAAGGAAAAAUCCAAAUCUCUAGACAAACCAUCAUAUACCAGUACAAAGAAGGAAGAAAAAGAAAAAGAAAAGAAGGAAUCGAAAAGGGACAUUGCUAGUUCAAGCGAGAUAGAACUUGAAACACGAGAGAAAAGAGUUGGUAAAGGAAAGUACGGAACAAAUGAAAUGCUGGAAUCAGAUAAUCCACCUCCAGAAUAUAAAUCAGAUUACAUGGUGAUCGAUUUAGGCGAUGUUGAGGUAGGUGCUAUCAGUGAAAGAAAUGUGGGAUCUAUGGCAAGCGGAAUUCAAAGACCUUGCUCGUUAGACACUGAAAAUGACGAAGGAACUGAGAUGAGAAUUAUUGAACCACGUAAACCUAUCCAUUAUGUCACACGGGCAACUUUAGAUGUGGAUAGUCCUAUAGAAUUUCCUAUUCGCGAUCAUAAGCAGGAGAAAUCAAAAAUGUCUGUUAAUGGUACAGAAGUGACAGGAACAUUGUUUCAACCACACAACAGUGUAAAAUGCAGUAUAGGAGGAGCUUCAAACAGUUCUAGUACUAGCCAGAGCAAGAUUGUGCCAAGUUUGUGCUCUGUGAUGCCGUCUUGGCAAGCACAGAAUUUAACACUGGCAGGUCAAUUGUGCGCAGAAGGUCCUAGAUAUACGGCACAGCACAUCACGAUGAAAGAUCCAUCCGUGUCGGGAGAAAAGAAAUCGUUGGACGAAAACGGAAAUGCUGUACAAUCUUACAAUGAUCGUUUUGCAAAGAAACUUAGAAGGAAACAUACUCAGGAACAUAAUGUCAAAGUUUACAAUGCUGAAAAUGUCGAGGGUCAUCGUAAUGAGGAUAUUGACAGUUUAAUUAACUUUAUUGAGAAUAAAGAAUCCAAAAGCAAAAAAGGAAAAACUAGUAAUCCUGUUAGGGUGAAAGCCAGUUCUGGUACAAAACCGAGAACUAGAGAAAAAGAUACAAAGAGAGAGCAGUUACCAUCAAAGUUACAAAAAUCUAACUCCUUGGAAGAGAUUUCAAAGACAAAAUUAGAGGAUCUCACAACAGAAAAAAGCGUUAGUUCCAGUGGGGCCAGUAGUGUAUCCAGCCAACAUGGCGAAAAUGUGGCAUUGCGACGUCCGAAGCAAAGGAGCACUGGAGACGCGACAGUUGAUAGUCGAGGUGAUAGACGAUCCUGGGGGACAGAGGAGGGUCAAUCGAUAUAUUGCAACGACACGGGAGAGGAUUAUACUAGUCGUCGUAAUUCUAACAAAAAGAUCAAUCCGGAACCAGAACAUGAGACGGCGGAAUUUCUGGUAGUUACGAAGAAAAAGAAGAGUAAGAAACAGAGGAGAAGCUCCAGUGGUAGCAGGGCACAAAAUCUGACGACAUCAGGAUCAUAUCUACAAAGUUCCAGAGGAUUCUCCAAUGAAUAUAGGACACCGCUCUCUCCCGAGUUGCGAAGAAAAUCAGCGAGCAGUAUGCCUCCUAGUGACAAGUCGGAUAGCAGUGACUUAGAUUCAGUUCACUCGUUACCGGUUACAUCGAAUAGUUCGAAGCAUAAUUUAACUAAAGUUGCGACCUCAUCAGGCGGUACUCCGCAAGCGAGUUAUGCAGACAUAGCGCGCAUGGCCACCAUAUCGCACAAUCUAAACAUGUCCACAAUCGUUCCGGGCAUGUUGAAUACAGCAUCAUGGCCCAGUGUGCCUCCCAAGACUCCUUCAGAGCCGGACAAAGUACCACAGGAUUAUUACCCAAGCUUGGAUGAGAUACAGCAUUCAGAGAGAAAAGUGAGGCAACAACAAAACUUUGUCCAAUCAAAUCACGCAGCAAGUUUGAGUCUUGCUUUCGAGAAGUCACUUUCGCCGACACUGACAAAAGUGAAAAAUUCAUCGGAUAGAAAGAAAGCCGAAGCUCAGGAAGAAGCAAUUAAUAAGAAUAUUCAAGUGUUUAAAUAUGUACAAGACAUCGAAAAAAUGCAGGAGAGUCUAACGCAACAGGAACAAAAGCAUCAUACGGUUUCGAACAAUUACAGCACGAAUACAAGCGAGACUAUCGCAACAAACACUAUAACACCAAGAUUGAAUAAUAAUAAUACAACGAUGAAUUAUAAUCCACUUGAUGCCGAUAAUAAUCCCAAUUGCACUGUCAACAAUAAAGAUUCUAUUGCACAUUCGAGAACUAACAAUUCUCGUUCUCGUAAGAGUUACAUGCAUAGUAAUCAAAAUGUACAAAUUCACGGAUUGUAUGAAGAACAAUAUGUUAAAAAGCUUGCAUCUUCGUAUCACGAUGAACCGAUUAAAAAAUCACACAGUGCCGAUACUUCGCAAUCCGAAAACAGGACUAAUCCAACAAUCGCCUCUCAUAGCGACAGUGCAGAUGCACAAAAGUUGAAAACUGCAAAACUUACGCAAGAAUCGCAGGACGUCGAGUCUGAGUCGAGCAAUAACAAAAACAAGAUUACUAGUAACGAUCCGAGGACAAGAAUCGUGAAAGAAUAUCCGAACAACAAUAUUGCGACGAAGCACGAUGUAACGAAAGUAGGAAUCUGUCAGACGCAAAAUCCGAAGCAAGAUUCUCAACAACGCGAGGAUACGGAGAACAAAAAGACCAAAUCGCAAUCUGAUAAAGACCAACCGCAAAGAUUAUCGACGAUGGAAACGCAGCAAACGAAAAAUUCAACUCCUAGACCGGCGGUGAUCUUAUUGGAUGAAACCACAUCGGACAUCGCCAAAAACAAUAAUCUACCGACGGAACUAACAUUUGGCUUCGAGAUAAACGAACAAUUGUUACUCUCGGAGGAUAACGGUAACGAGGAGGCAAUCGCGACGAGUAGUUCUAAUUUCUCUCCGGCUGUGCCGCCGCUCGUUAAUAAAUCGUCGCUCAACACUUUCGAGAGGAAUCCACCAUUAUUCACCGAGAAACCCGCAAGAUACGACAAGUUUUCAUCGAAUUAUCAUAUGCAAUCGCCGAACGCCCACGUAACAUCGACGAAUGCUCAUGUGACACCUGUGCAUCCGGUCAUGGUGCAACCAUUACCAUACAUGAGCUAUCCCAAUACGAGAUUUCCACCGCCUACGUAUCUGUCACCGCCGCCUCCACCGCCGCCCGGAAUUAUGGAGAAGUUUCAUCCGCCGAAGGAAGACUUUGCUAUGCUUUAUGUAGCGCCUGAGGAAGAGCUGAAUGUGCAGACAUACAAUCACGAUAAGAUCGUGUCUUUCGUUGGCUUAGCAUGGGACGCGGUCAUGAGAGAAAAUGUGACUGCAACCGGUCGUAUACAGUUUUAUAGUGGACAGUGAAGUGAAACUUGUCGAAACGAAGGAAAUAGGCAAUAACAGUACUUUUGUAUUGGUAAAGCACUUCCAUUACAAAUUACGUUUAGUUAGUUUAAUUUUGGGUCUUUUGUUGAUAAUACGAGACCAAGCUUGUAUGUAUUGUGUGCACAGUUACAUGUCCUUGAUAUAAUAUGGACAUAAAAUUCGCUUGGAGAUCGCCUGUCUUAUUGCUCGAAUCAAAUGAAUUGGGGAAUUAAUAAAGUGAGAUUAUGGAACCGAGCGAUACGAAGUGUGCCUCAAGAGAUAAUAAUAACAGUGUACAUACAAUCAGUCUCCAAGAAUGGGGAGACAAGGAAAAGGAUAAAUAGAUGUAUAUUCCAGCAAUGUAUGUUGCAUUUGUGAAUUUCAAACAAUGAUGGCAGUGUCGCGAAACUUCAGUAUUGACAAUUAAGAACGUUUGAUCAGGAAAUGUGAGGACUAUCUCGAGAAUUACAUAUAUAUACAUAUAUGUAUAUAUAUAUAUUAUUUCUUUGAUUAAAGCGAACUUCCAGUGUACGAAUCGCGCGUGUAAAUACAUCACAGAUAUCCAUAUAAAUUUUCAAAGAUUGUCUUUAAACUUUGUUUACGAAAGUGUAAAUUUUUAAAAAGUGCUUAAUGCAAACAUUACAAAGAAAUACAAACUUGUAAUAACCAGGUCUACCAUGAAG